Linum trigynum is the source of this 5726-nucleotide messenger RNA. NCBI's taxonomy places the organism in Eukaryota, Viridiplantae, Streptophyta, Magnoliopsida, Malpighiales, Linaceae. The record is from the annotation of a GenBank genome assembly.
UUCUAUGUUAGCAAGGGUCUAUUGCAACCGUUAUCAUCCUCGUUCAAUUUAUAUAGUUUUGGAUCCAAUCUCUCAUGGGGUUGGUGCAGUGUUCUUCAUGGUCGAGAGCACCUUCUUCAACAGGGGUAAUGUUGGCAGAUUAGUUCUGGCGCUAAGGUAAGUGCACUUCAUAUUUCUUGGCUACCAUCUACCCCUAUUUCAAAAACAGUUCUACCCAGUUUUGUUCUGCCAUCAAUGGCGAGGAGUUGUGUAUUCAUUACUUUAGUAACCAAAGGGUGGAAUAUUGAGGAACCCGCCGAUUUUUUCAGCCUUGAAUCCAUUAAGCUUACUGUCUUAGUUCCCCUCCCUAUACAACCUGUUCAAUAAGAGAUAAUUUGGCACUAUGCUUCCUCCAUAAUAAUUACAGUAUAUUCAUCAUACCAUCUUGAAUUUGGGCUAUCACGACUACCAGGGAAUCAAUGACAAGUAUGAGUAGUGGAUUCGAGGCUCUGGAAGAAAGUUUAGUCUUUUGCAAGAGCAACCAAACCUCAAAUAUUUUUUUCUGGCAACUGCUCAGGUGAUUGUUGCCAACUAUCGAAGGGUUGAUAAGUCGAGGGUUGGACAGUGCAGACCUCUGCCCAGUUUGUAAUUUGAAAGGAGAAUCCAUGAACAUGUAUUUUUUUCAAUGUCUGCUUGCUCCUCGACUGUGAGUGUUGGUUGGGUUGUCAAAUUUAAUGUGUCCUUGGGAUAUCCGAUUCAUAACUAGUUUCAUUAACUAGUUAUUAUCUUACUCGGAAACUCUAGAAAGUGUUUAUUUGGUUGUGCAUGUGAACUCUUUAUUGUGGCAGAUUUGGAAGAACAUGUGCACUGUUCACUUUGAGUAUUUUCAGGUUUUGUCCUCAACAUUGGUACACUAUAAAUUAUACAUAUUGCUACUCCCCAUUUCACAUCAUUUAUCAUUUCAGCAAGAUUUAUAUUUUUUUGUUAGUUUUAUGCGAGGUUUGUUGUUUUAUUGUAUUUUAGGUCACCUUGAGUGAAUUUGAUGAUAUUUGAACAAAAAACACAGUAAAGAUGAAAGUUAUGGAGUUCGGGGCGAUUUGAAGAGCAUUUGGACGUGAUUUGAAGAUUUUUACUAGCCUAACAUGGCUUGGAGCAUAGUUGUGUUACGCGGGGUGCUCGGGAAUCGACAACCCGUCGUAAAUGUGAGAGAAAGAAGAAGAAAAAAAAUAUAUUUUGAGGUGAACAUGGUCAUGCCUAGUCUCGGAUUUUUACCUAUUUAAGCUCCAAUUCAAGUUUUCUGAUGGAUAGUUCAGUCCGACUUAACCUAAAACAACAAAAAAUUGAGUUAGAGGGAAGAAAAAAAGGAUUUUUUGGCAGCUCUAUCCCGGAGGAGUCAACUUGGAGCGAUCGAUUAAUACUUCUACUACGAAGAUAAUUUCUUCAUCACUGUUUGUUCCCUCAUCCCUCAUGAACUAAUCCUUAUUGUUGUUUGGAUUAGAUGAACCCUAGCUAUGAUACUCUUUAUUGAUAGAAUAUUUAUGGAAUUUUAUGUUUAUUUAUGUUUAAUUUGUCUUUGAUUUAUUAUUUUAGCAUUCAAUAGUUACACGUCUAUUGCAUGCUUGUCUGUUUUGUGUGAAUGACGAGGAGCGUAUCCCCAUAUAAAUAAUAUAAUUCUCAAAGAUGGAAUAGACUUAGGACUACCAGGAACAUUAUAUAGAGGAGAAAGGCCCUUUGAAUUAGGGUAAAACCUAAUAGGAGAAUUCAAAGAAUGAAUUAAACCUUUAAUUGAUUAGUUCUAUGUCAAAGAGGAUAUCAUAUCUAGAGUUAAUUGAUUGAUAGGGUGCUAAUACACGAGGGGAUUGGGUUAGCACCACUUUGGGAAUUCAUACAGUCAAGGAAAGACAACAUCGAUUCUGACAUUCUGUAUGUUAUUUGAUUAAUUAUUAAUGGAUUAUCUAGGGGGAUUCAAAAUCCGAACACCAUCUUCUCUGCUUGAAUUUUCCUUGAUGUUUUGCGUUUUUUCUUUGUUGAAUUAUUAUAGCUUACUUAGUUAGUUUACUUUAUUAAAAGAAUUUCUACAAGAUCGAUUAAAGAAUAGAAAAUACAACAAAUGACUAGUACUUCAUAGCCUUUGUGAGUUAUGACCUUACUUGCACUAUAUUGCUCGUGCAGACUACAACAGGUACACUUUCAUAGUAGUGGCACUAGAAAAGGCCAUCUUUGGAUUCUCAAUGGCGACAUCAAGUCAAGAGGUGUAAAUUACAUUCUCAAUCCCACACCUCCAAUCAUGCCUUCGAGAAUUUUAAUCAAUAGCACAACAACCCAACCUUAUGUGUUGGAAGGAUGGCAAGAUGCAUUCAAGUGUUAGUUUCAUAGCGAGCGAUAUUCGAAUAUAUACAAUUUGGAUCGGUUGGUAUUGUUAUUAAGCAACUCAAGUAAUAUCCAUGACACUAAGGUAAGAGCUAAUAUGAACGAAUUUUGUAUCCUGUUGUGUUCUCUUCCAACUUAUUGCCUCAGUUUUGUAAGUAAGAUUCAAUGCAGGCCCAUUUGGUGGCUUGUCAAUCCCUAUUCUUGUCGCCAAUGGGAUGCGAUUUUGUUCGUUGGCUUUAUAGCCGAUAACUUUGUAAAUAUUUUCCACUUUUGCUAGUGUUUUUUUUUUUUUGAAAAAUGAAGGAUAAUACCAUUAAUAUGAGUCAUAUGACCAACCAUUAAAAAUAAUUCAUUUAUAUUUUGAACUUUCAACAAAGACAUGAAUGUUUCAAACUAUGGGGUCAAUGUAAUUUAUAUACCUGGAUUUCCUAUUGAUUUUUUGAACUAACAAUUGACCAAUAGAAAUCAAAUCAUGUUUGACCGAUGAAUAUGUGGCGCAAAAUGUCAUCCACAUGUGUGAUAUGUUAUUUCCAUAUGUGAUAAUAUUUAAAGAAAUUUUGUUUGUUAUAAAUACUAAAAUAAAUUAAUCCAUCCCCCAUCCUGUCGUUUUCUCCCCUAAUACGCUCUCGCAUUUGGCAGAUGACAUGGCCACGACAUGGCACUGUGCACAUGUGGCGCGUACUGAAGGCUAGAGCAUAGAGAUGCCUUUAGGAUUCUUCACCUUUAUGAACUUAAUGGUGCAUUUUAUGAGCCACAUUAUGGGUGACACUAUUGGGGGGGGGGGGGGGGGGGGGGGGGGGAGCUUAAUGGGUGUAGUAAUGAGGUUAUUGAUGCCUUGUAUAAGAAUAUGCAUAUAAGGAGUCAUAUUCCUCACUUUUAACUCAUUCCAUCAUUUUUUGGAGUAAACACCUAGAGAGUUCUCCCCACUUGCUUUUUUUUUUCUUUCUCUCUUUCUUUGUGACCUUGUGAGUUUGUGAGAAGGCUGCUUACCAUCUCUAACGGGAUUGAGACCUAAGGACGCAAAACCCAAGAUUAGGGAUGUGACAAGUGGCAUCAGAGCAAAAGUUGGCUUGGUUCUUGUCAAAAAACGAGACAAAGUGAAGAGGAGGAACCUCACCAAAAAUGACGGGGUCAGAAGUUCAUGAUGAAGAUCAUGGUAGAAAUACCUCGAAGGGCUCCAAGCUAAGGAGUGGUGACAAGUCCAGCACUAGUGAUCCCUUGGCGACUCUAGUGAAGCACCUAUUCAGAAUGAAGGCAAAGGUGACCGACGAUGUCACCAUGAUGGAGGAUUUAGGAACUAACUUCACUCAAAUUCAAGGCGAUGUUCAAGGUAUGGAGGCUCGGUUGAUGAGCUUAGAGAUCAACAAUGAAGGGCUUCGCGAAGGCUUGUGACCCUCAUCAAUAACACCAUCUCCACCUCAAUGAACAAUGCCAGUGAAGUAAUGAUUAGACGGUUGAUGUUGAGAUGAACAUAGUGAAGCAAGAGAUUGCAUACAUCAAGAGUGAGGUUACUCUUGUGAAGAGAGCCAUGGCUAAUAGGCCAGCCCCAGUGUAAUCCGUCCCAUGAGCUGAUGUUCCACAAUCGAAGAACUAUGGUUGUUCGAGGAACGCAAGGGAGUUGAAGAACUUCCUUUGGAGUCUUGAGCAGUAUUUCAAGGCAUCCGUCAUCCAAGAGGAUGAGGUAAAACUUCGUACAACUCCACUUUACUUGGUUGAUGUUGCUAUUGUUUGGUGGAGAAGACGUGAAGUAGACUUCGAGAAGGGUACAUUUCUGAUGGCAACAUGGGAUGAUUUCAAGUGAGAAAUCAAGAAGCAGUCCUAUCCAGAGACUGUGAAUUUUAAGGCCCAUUCGAGGUUGAGAAGGCUCGCCCAGAGGGGUGGAGUUAGAGAACACAUGAAGGAAUUCUCGUAACUACUUCUAGAGAUCCCCGACAUCAUCGACAAGGAGGCCAUGCAGGGCUUCCUUGAUGGGCUGCAAUCGUGGGCCAAGAUGGAGAUGCAAUGGCGAGGAGUGUAGGACUUUGCAACUAUAAUGUCCACAGUGGAGUUUUUGUUGAGUACUAGAGGCUCGAGAGCAGCAAAGAGAAGAGUCCAAAGACCAAGGGUCGAGAACAAAGACAUCCUUCCAAGGAGGGAAAUAUCACUCAACAAUAUGGUGGCCCAAUCAAAGGAGGUAAGUUUGAACAAAAGUCAUUACUUGUUUCCUUUGUGAUGGUCUGAUGGACCACAUAGAGUGAGAGAUUGCCCAAGGAAGGCAAGAAUGGCAGCAAUGGAGGCUCAAGAUGAUGAGCCCAAGGCAGCAGAGGCUAAGAUAGGCUUCAUUAGCAAACUUGGCAUCGUCAAGACUGAUGGCAAGGAUAGCAACGUGAGAGAUGCUACGUUCUGGCCCAAUUCAUGCAAAGUGAUUCAAAAAACUUGGUGGAUACUGGAGACACAAACAACUUCCUUGGCAUAGAGGAGGCCAAGUGGCAGGGGAUUACCUACAAGAAAAAGGCAAGGGUACCUCAAGAUGAUCAAUUCAAAGUCAAUCACAAUCCACAGAGUUGCUCGCAAUGUGCCACUAAAGGUCGGAGAAUGGGAAGGCAUCGUCGACUUCACCCGUCACCAUGGAUAAUUACUUUACCAUCCUCGACAUCAACUUCCUCGACAAGGAGUCAAGGAGGGAGUGCUCUUGAAACCCAACUCCAACACCACGUGAUUGGAGAAGGGAGAGAAGUUUCAUGCAGUCCAACUCUUGAGGAAGGAUGAACCUCAUAGUGCUUUGUUUGCCAUGCAGGUUUCGAAGGGGUUCAAAAGGAAGGAGUCAACAUUUUCUUGUGGCCUUGAAGAUGGAGGAAGAAGGAGACUCAAUGGGAACUACAACUCCCAUCACCGAAGGUGUGCUUGAAGAGUUAGAUUAUGUGAUGCCCAAGAAGUUGCGACCAAGGAGAGAGGUGGAUCACAAGAUCGAGUUGGAGCCCGUAGUCAAGCCCUCUUCGCGAGAACCAUAACGCAUGGCCCCACCAUAGUUGGAGGAAUUCCGACGGCAACUUGAACCGGAAUAGCCCAACAAUAUAGGGGAUGGAGCAGCCAUAAAAGUUUACUUCUCCAAUCCAACAGAGGUGUAGGUCCAACAUGAACCCAACAAUAGAGUAGGAGAGAGAGAGAGAGAGAGAGAGAGAGAGAGAGAGAGAGAGGGCCAACCGGUUGAAACAGCCAUCGAGCCCUCUUGCGUCCUUAGUUUCUUUCGAUGGAGGAAGGUAAAAGCAUCAUGGGAAAAAUCGAGAGAGAGAGUAUUUCCGUCAUCCGUUAAUUACUGGGUUGGGUAUUGUGGCUAACUAGGCGGUCAAAUUAUACGACUCAGCUUUCUGACAUCCCAAUCAACAGUUACGUUUGUC